This is a messenger RNA of Erpetoichthys calabaricus (reedfish), 2473 nucleotides long. It is a transcript of the gene meltf, whose product is annotated as melanotransferrin. Gene Ontology annotation, cellular component: recycling endosome; early endosome; extracellular region. Gene Ontology annotation, biological process: iron ion transport. NCBI's taxonomy places the organism in Eukaryota, Metazoa, Chordata, Cladistia, Polypteriformes, Polypteridae. Bases 132 to 2318 code for a protein of 728 amino acids. The transcript is spliced from 16 exons. The record is from RefSeq and is a predicted model, not a curated record.
CCGCCCUUUGCUGCCAUAACUGGACGGCAGUCUGGGGAGAAAGAAGUGGAAUUUGGACUGAGCCAGCAGGAAGAGACGAGAGCGAGAGAAGAAGAAAUCUGAGAGUGCCAGCGGCCUGAGGUGUGGGGUUCAUGAUGAAGACUGUGGCGACUGUAAUCCUUGUGGUGCUUCAGUGGGCUUUUACCCUCGGCAGAGUAAGGUGGUGCACCAUAUCAGACCUGGAGCUGAGAAAGUGCAACGACAUGGCAAAUGCAUUUAGCCAAGCAGGCAUCCAGCCGGCCUUAUCCUGCAUAGCAGGGAUGUCCUCCAUUGACUGCAUUGAAAAGAUUGCCGCCAAAGAAGCAGAUGCUGUGACACUGAAUGGAGGAUCAGUGUAUGAGGCAGGGAAAAGAUACAACCUGAAACCAGUUGUGGGCGAGAAGUAUGAUGAAGAACCUGGUCUUUCCUACUAUGGUGUAGCAGUCAUUAGGAAAAGUAACAACAACUUCAACUUUAUCAACUUGAAAGGGAAGAAGUCUUGCCACACUGGCCUGGGCCGCACAGUAGGCUGGAAUGUACCCAUGGGCUACCUGAUCAGCAGUGGCAAAAUGUCAGUGAUGGGAUGUGAUGUUUUAAAAGGUGCAAGUGACUUUUUUGCCGCUAGCUGUGUCCCUGGUGCAAAUGUCGAUGGCUACCCACCUUCCCUCUGCCAGCUCUGCAUUGGUGAUGAAAGCGGAAACAACAAAUGCACAAAGAAUGCUGAAGAGAGAUAUUUCAACUACAGUGGGGCAUUCAGGUGUCUGGCCGAAGGAGCAGGAGAUGUUGCUUUUGUCAAACACACAACCGUCUUGGAAAACACCAACGGAGCAAAUUCUGAUCAAUGGGCGAAGAAUCUGCUGUCGCAGGAUUUUCAGCUUCUGUGUCCAAAUGGGUUGAGAGCAGAGAUUGGUGACUACAGGAGAUGCAACUUGGCCAAAGUUCCAUCACAGGCCAUUGUGAUUAGACCUGAUGCUAAUGGGGAAGACAUUUUCAAAAUGUUAAAUGAUGGCCAGAUGAAAUUUGGAAGGGACGGAAGUACUCACUUCAAGAUGUUUGACUCCUCUGCAUACUCUAGUAAAGAUCUCCUGUUCAAGGACACAACAACUGCCCUGAUUAAAAUUGAAAAACAGACCUAUGAGGCCUGGCUGGGGAAUGACUACCUGAAUGCCCUGUCAGCUUUAGACUGCAGUCCUGGAAGGGUCCCAGAAUACCUCCGCUGGUGUGUCCUGUCCACACAGGAGUUAUGGAAGUGUGCAGAUAUGGCCACCAACUUCUCCAGAAAAUCCUUAACACCAAAGAUUCAGUGUGUCUCUGGGAGCUCCACGACAGAUUGUCUGCAGAAAAUAAAGAACAAGGAGGCCGAUGCAAUCACACUGGAUGGCGGGUUUAUUUACAAGGCGGGAAAAAUGGAAGGACUUGUGCCAGCGGCUGCCGAGGCUUAUUCAGAUACAAAUGCAGGAAGUUCAUAUUUUGCUGUUGCUGUAGUGAAAAGAUCAGCUCAUGAUAGCUUCACCUUCAAUGAUCUUAAAGGGCGAAAAUCAUGUCACACUGGCUAUGGAAGAACAGCGGGAUGGAAUAUUCCAAUUAGCAUCCUUAUAGAAAAAGGGCUAAUAAGGGCCACAAGUUGUGAUUUAGCAAAAGCUGCUGGUGAAUUUUUCAGUGCCAGCUGUGUGCCAGGUGCCAAUAAACCAGGUUUUCCUGCCAGGCUGUGUGAACUUUGUGUCGGAGAUAAUACUGGAGCAGGCAAGUGCGAAAGCAGCAGUGUGGAGCGCUACUACAGCUACAGUGGAGCAUUCAGGUGCCUGGCAGAAGAUAAAGGAGAGGUGGCUUUUGUUAAGCAUUCAACUGUCCUUGACAACACUGAUGGUAAAAACACAGAAGCAUGGGCUGCAGGUUUGAAAUCCACAGAUUUCCAGCUCUUGUGUCCAAAUGGAGCACGUGCUGAGGUAACCAAUUAUGCAACAUGCAACCUGGCUCAAGUGCCUGCCCAUACAGUCAUGGUUCACCCCGACACAAGCAUCUACGCAAUAUAUGGGCUUCUGGAUAAAGCUCAGUUAUUUUUUGCAAAUGACAGUAAUCUUGGUGAAUUCAGAAUGUUCGAUUCCUCCAAAUAUGAGGCAUCAGAUUUAAUCUUCAAAGACUCAACACUUCACAUUGUGUCUGUGGAAGAAAAGAAAACCUAUGAGGCCUGGCUUGGACAAGGCUACAUGAGUUCGUUGGAAAGACUUGAAUGUGCAGGAAUAGCUGUUUCCUCUGUUCCAGUCAUCAUUGUUGCUGCUCUUAGCUUUCUCUUGUUGUGACCUGUAACCUACUGAGAGACUGACAGUGACACCAUGCCGUAAAGAUGAAAUGGGAAAGUCAAAGUUUCAGGAAAUCAGGGUUUUUAUUUUUUUCAAUAUCAUGGCUCUGUGGUAUAACUUUAUCUGAAUUUAAUAAAGUCAGGAGCUUUAUCACA